This is a messenger RNA of Andrographis paniculata, 4759 nucleotides long. RefSeq names its product putative ABC transporter C family member 15. Gene Ontology annotation, biological process: transmembrane transport. Gene Ontology annotation, cellular component: plant-type vacuole; vacuolar membrane. Lineage: Eukaryota; Viridiplantae; Streptophyta; Magnoliopsida; Lamiales; Acanthaceae. Gene Ontology annotation, molecular function: ATP binding; ABC-type transporter activity; ATP hydrolysis activity. The transcript is spliced from 7 exons. The record is from RefSeq and is a predicted model, not a curated record. Bases 184 to 4677 code for a protein of 1497 amino acids.
GAAGAGUCCUAUUAUUUUCUCUGUACUACUUUACUAAGAUGAGUUUCAGACAAAUAUAUUCAUCGUAUAUAUCAUCUCAUAUGUAUAUACAUAUCUCAUGAUCAUCUUUUAUAUAUCCAACAAUAUUUUCAUCAAAUCAAAUUAAUUAUAAACAAGCUUUCUUCAUCAUCAUCAUCGCAGACAAUGGUGCUCCACAUACUCAACACUGCUCCAAGCUUCAUGUUUCUCAAAAUUUCCGUGCCAUGGCCGGACCUCGUCUCGCCCUGCUUAUGGGACGAGACGAGCAUUGGCUUGCCCAUUGGAUUUCUGCUCAUAUUCCUGCUCUACUAUGUUAGAACUAACGCCCACUCGAUUUGGAACGGUAGUAAAAAGUCGUCUAGCGACGUUGCUAGAUAUGGCUUCGCCUACAAACUCGGCGUCGUAUGUUCCCUUCUGAUGAUGCUCGCUCAGUUUAUCGCGAUACUAACGUAUACGGAUGCGCGCUGCGCAUCUUUCGCGAAAGUUCUUUCGUCACGGAUCAUGCAAAUUUUGUCGUGGACGAUCGUUUUGGUCGUCUUGUAUAAGUUCGGUGAACGGAAGCAUCUCAAGUUUCCGUGGCUCCUCCGGUUCUGGUGGACGUUGGCGUUUUUGCUAUUUCUAGCUCGCACUACGAUUGACGUAAUUGAUGGCCGAGUUGGAGUGUUGGAAUACGCUGAUGGAAUGAGCUUUUUAACCUCAAUUUGCCUUCUAGGGUUAGCGAUCUGGGGAAACACCGGUGCGGUGGCCUCGAGAGAUUUAGACGAAGAUAUUAUCGAGGCACUUCUCGACGGAAAGGACGAGAAGCUUCCAGAACCAUCGAAAAAAGACAGCCUGUACGGGAAGGCGACGGUGGUCCAGCACGUGACUUUCUCGUGGCUAAAUCCGCUCUUCGAGUACGGCUACAGGAAGCCUCUCGAUCAAGACGAAGUCCCCGACGUCGACGUCAACGAUUCUGCAAGCUUUCUAACAGGGGCCUUCGAAAAAUGCCUCGAAACUGAGAAGGAGAAGGCUGCGGGGAACCCGUCGAUUUACAGAGUGAUGUACAUGUUCGCGAGAAAGAAAGCUGCGAUCAACGCGGUUUUCGCCGUCACCAGCGCUUCGACGUCGUACGUUGGCCCUUACCUGAUAAACUAUUUCGUCGAGUUUCUUAAUGGGAAGAAGUACAGGAGUUUGGAGAGCGGGUACUUACUCGCGUUAGGGUUCCUCGCGGCGAAGCUUGUGGAGACGACGGCGCAGAGGCAAUGGAUUUUUGGGGCGAGGCAGUUAGGGCUUCGUCUGAGAGCUGCGUUGAUUUCACAGAUUUACCAAAAGGGGCUGAGAUUGUCGAGCCAAUCGCGGCAGAGUCGAACGAGCGGGGAGAUCAUCAACAUCAUGAGUGUGGAUAUACAGAGAAUCACCGACUUCGUAUGGUAUUUGAACACUGUGUGGAUGCUGCCGGUGCAGAUUUCGUUGGCGAUUUACAUUCUGCAUAUGAAUCUCGGCGCCGGAGCUUUCGUCGCGCUGGCGGCGACGAUGACGGUGAUGACCGGCAACAUUCCAUUGACGAGGGUGCAGAAGGCGUACCAGAUGAAGAUCAUGGACGCCAAGGAUGAUAGGAUGAAGGCGACAUCUGAAGUUCUGAGAAACAUGAAGACAAUUAAACUCCAAGCGUGGGACGAACACUUCAUCGGAAAGCUUGUAGGAUUGAGAAAAGUCGAGCAUGGCUGGCUGAAGAAAUCUCUCUGGCUGAACGCCUUGACGGCGUUCAUCUUCUGGGGGUCGCCGGCGUUCAUCUCAGUGAUAACUUUCAGUGGAUGUCUUUUAAUGGGAAUUCCGUUAACCGCCGGGAGGGUUUUGUCUGCUCUGGCCACAUUCCGAAUGCUGCAGGACCCGAUCUUCAAUCUUCCUGACUUGCUUAAUGUUAUUGCACAGGGAAAAGUAUCUGUAGACAGAAUCUCUACUUACCUGCAAGAAGAUGAGAUCAAGGAAGACGCAGUCGAAUUCGUUUCGAGCAAUCAAACAGAGUUCCAUGUCGAAAUUAAUGAAGGAAGAUUCAGCUGGGAUACAGAGACAGGAAAUGCAACAUUAGAUCGAAUACAGUUGAAGGUUAAGAAAGGAACGAAGGUAGCGAUUUGCGGAACUGUAGGUUCAGGCAAGUCUAGUCUGCUCUCUUGCAUAAUCGGCGAGAUGCAGAAGCUGUCGGGAGAGGUGAAGAUCAGCGGUUCGAAGGCGUAUGUUCCUCAGUCGCCAUGGAUAUUAACAGGAAACAUUCGUGAAAACAUCUUAUUCGGGAAUGGAUACGAAAGCGAGAAGUAUGACAGAACAAUCGAAGCCUGUGCACUAACGAAAGAUUUCGAGCUGUUUGGAGCCGGAGACAUGACAGAAAUAGGCGAAAGAGGAAUCAAUAUGAGCGGCGGGCAGAAGCAGAGGAUACAGAUUGCUCGCGCUGUGUACCAAGACGCCGAUAUUUAUCUCCUCGACGACCCUUUCAGCGCUGUCGACGCCCACACCGGCACGCAGCUUUUCAAGGACUGCUUGAUGGGAUUGCUCAAGAACAAGACGAUAUUAUACGUCACUCACCAAGUGGAAUUCCUUCCUGCAGCCGACCUCAUUCUGGUAAUGGAAAACGGAAGAAUCGCGCAAGCCGGGACGUUCGAUCAGCUUCUGCAGCAGAACAUCGGAUUCGAAGCUCUGGUUGGAGCACACAGUCAAGCUCUGGAAUCAGUCAUAUCAAUGGAAGCUUCAAGCCGCGGAAAUGAUCAAACAGUGGCAGCUGAGAACGACGGCAAUGGAGAUGCAGAAGCAAGCCAAGAAAUCCCAUACGUGAAGCAAGAAUCGGAGCACAAUCUCUGCGCAGAGAUAACAGAGAAAGAUGGAAGAUUAGUUCAGGAUGAAGAAAGGGAGAAAGGGAGCAUAGGGAAAGAAGUAUACAUGGCAUACUUAACGAUCGUAAAACGCGGCGCCUUCGUCCCCGUCAUCAUCCUCGCACAAUCGUCAUUCCAAGUUCUGCAAGUAGUCAGCAAUUACUGGAUGGCGUGGGCAUGUCCAGCCGGCGAUGAACAGCCGAAGAACGGCCUGCAUUUCGUGCUUAUUGUGUACACGAUCCUCUCCUUCGGGAGUGCAUUCUGUGUGCUGAUCAGAUCCAGUUUGGUUGCCAUAACUGGUUUAUUGACAGCAGAAACUCUGUUCAGCAGAAUGCUUAAAAGCACACUCUACGCUCCAAUGGCGUUCUUCGAUUCCACACCUGCUGGAAGAAUCUUAAACCGUGCAUCGACUGAUCAAAGCGUGCUCGACCUGGAAAUGGCGACGAGGCUAGGAUGGUGUGCUUUCUCCAUAAUUCAGCUUCUAGGGACCAUAGCAGUCAUGUCGCAGGUUGCUUGGGAGGUCUUCGUCAUCUUCAUUCCAGUGACAGCGAUCUGCAUUUGGUACCAGAUGUAUUACAUACCGACAGCAAGGGAACUGGCGCGAUUAGCAGGGAUUCAGAGAGCUCCGAUUCUCCAUCAUUUUGCAGAAUCACUAACCGGAGCAGCAACGAUUCGUGCUUUCGGUCAAUUCGAUCGAUUCACCAAUGCCAACCUCUGCUUAAUCGACGAUCACUCACGGCCAUGGUUUCACAAUGUAGCAGCCAUGGAGUGGCUCUCUUUCAGGCUCAAUCAGCUCUCCAAUUUCGUCUUCACCUUCUCGUUAGUUCUGCUAGUCUCCCUCCCUGAAGGAAUCAUAAAUCCAAGUAUUGCUGGAUUAGCAGUCACUUAUGGAAUCAAUCUCAAUGUCCAGCAAGCUUCAGUGAUCUGGAGCAUAUGCAACGCAGAAAACAAAAUGAUAUCAGUCGAACGCAUUCUUCAGUACUCGAAUCUCCGAAGCGAAGCUCCAUUCACCAUUGAAGAAUCCAAACCACCGUCUCAAUGGCCAGAGACAGGAAAGAUCAGCUUCCAACAAUUGCAGAUUCGCUACGCCGAGCAUCUCCCAUCAGUGCUGAAGAACAUCACCUGCACAUUCCCAGGGAGGAAGAAAGUCGGGGUAGUGGGAAGAACAGGGAGCGGUAAAUCAACCCUAAUACAAGCCAUCUUCCGAAUCGUGGAGCCCCGCGAAGGCACUAUAAUCAUAGACGAUGUCGACAUAACCAAAAUAGGCCUUCAAGACCUAAGAUCAAGGCUCAGUAUCAUCCCACAAGAUCCAACAAUGUUCGACGGAACAGUCCGAGGAAAUCUCGAUCCCCUGCAGCAAUACUCCGACACUGAAAUAUGGGAGGCAUUGGACAAAUGUCAGCUAGGCGACAUAGUGCGCGAAAAGCCAGAAAAACUCGAAUCCACCGUUGUAGAAAAUGGAGAGAACUGGAGUGUCGGCCAAAGACAGCUCUUUUGUCUAGGAAGAGCACUGUUAAAGAAAAGCAGCAUUCUUGUUCUCGACGAAGCGACAGCAUCGGUCGACUCUGCAACCGAUGGAGUGAUACAGAAGAUCAUUAGUCAAGAAUUUAAAGAUCGGACUGUCGUCACGAUAGCUCACAGAAUCCACACCGUAAUCGACAGCGAUUUUGUCUUGGUGCUGAGUGAUGGAAGAAUAGCGGAAUUCGACUCCCCAGCUAAGCUACUGGAAAGAGAGAACUCUUUCUUCUCUAAGUUGAUUAAAGAGUAUUCGAUGAGAUCACAGAGUCUAAACACCAUGCCGAAGUUGCAGAGUUGAAUUUAAUUUUGCAACACGUACCAAUUGUGUUUUUUUUGCUUUGUAUAACUUAUUUAGAGAAAACAUAUCAAUUUUUUUUUUU